UUUUUUUAUUGAAAAAUUUAACCUCAAAACAUAACUCAAAUACAAUGCAUCUUUGUUGACCAAUGUUCUAUAAAUCUGAAAUACUGUGUUUAUAAUGUUUUAGUUUAGUUUGGUAAAUUAUAUAAAUAUAUGCGAUUGUAAUCUCUAGAGCAUUUGAGAAACAGUAUUAUUCAAACAAAAUAAUGGAAAGACUUAGAUAUGAAAAGAUUUCAUUCCUUGGAGAGGGACAGUUUGCAACAGUGUAUAAAGCUCGAGAUAUUACAACUAAUGAAGUAGUAGCUGUAAAAAAGAUCAAGCUUGGUAGCAAAGCAGAGGCCAAAGAUGGAAUCAAUCGAACAGCCCUGAGGGAAAUCAAACUACUACAAGAACUUAGUCACAAAAACCUAAUUGGUCUUUUAGACGUGUUCGGCCACCGAUCCAACAUCUCGCUGGUGUUCGACUUCAUGGAUACAGAUUUGGAGGUUAUUGUCAAGGACUCGUCCAUUGUCCUCACCCCCGCCAACAUCAAAGCCUACAUGAUAAUGACACUGGAGGGCCUGGAAUACCUGCACAUCAACUGGAUCUUACACAGGGAUUUAAAGCCUAAUAAUCUUCUAGUCAAUUCAAAAGGAGUGUUGAAAAUCGGGGAUUUUGGUCUGGCAAAAUUUUUUGGUUCGCCUACCAGAAUAUACACUCAUCAAGUGGUAACAAGAUGGUACAGAUCACCAGAGUUGCUGUUCGGUGCACGUAUGUAUGCAGUGGGUGUGGACAUGUGGGCUGUGGGGUGUAUACUGGCAGAACUUCUGCUGAGAUUACCGUUUCUUCUGCCAGGAGAGUCAGACUUGGACCAGCUCACCAAAAUUUUCCAGGCCUUGGGCACGCCUAGUGAGGAGACCUGGCCAGGGGUGACAAGCCUGACAGAUUACAUCCAGUUCAAGGCCUUCCCCGGUACUCCACUAAACCACAUCUUCACCGCAGCUGGAGACGAUCUGCUUGCUUUGCUCGCAGGUCUUCUCUCUCUCAAUCCACUCAACAGGCUCAACUGCGCUGAGGCCUUGCAGAUGCCUUACUUCAGGAACAAACCACAUCCAUCUCUGGGGUCUCAACUGCCAUUACCGUCAAAUAUCACUCAGCAUGCGGAAAGACCCAAUCUGAAGAGGAAACUGGCAGACAAGCUUGAAGGGGGUGUUCAGCCCAAGAAACUCAUGUUCGACACAACCUUCUGAUAAGUGCCUGCCUCGGG
Messenger RNA from Homalodisca vitripennis (glassy-winged sharpshooter), 1222 nucleotides. RefSeq names its product cyclin-dependent kinase 7-like. Gene Ontology annotation, cellular component: nucleus; cytoplasm; transcription factor TFIIK complex. The record is from RefSeq and is a predicted model, not a curated record. Gene Ontology annotation, molecular function: ATP binding; RNA polymerase II CTD heptapeptide repeat kinase activity; cyclin-dependent protein serine/threonine kinase activity. Lineage: Eukaryota; Metazoa; Arthropoda; Insecta; Hemiptera; Cicadellidae. Gene Ontology annotation, biological process: positive regulation of transcription by RNA polymerase II; protein phosphorylation.